This is a messenger RNA of Plasmodium gonderi, 1533 nucleotides long. RefSeq lists its product as hypothetical. Lineage: Eukaryota; Apicomplexa; Aconoidasida; Haemosporida; Plasmodiidae. The record is from RefSeq and is a predicted model, not a curated record. The coding region runs from base 1 to 1533 and encodes 510 amino acids. The transcript has a single exon. Gene Ontology annotation, biological process: lipid storage.
AUGAUACCUCGAAAUGACAAGGAUCUUGCCAAUUUGGAUGUGAGCAAUGUCCAGCCCCGGGGAAACGAAAAGGUCGAAGGGGAGGAAGCGGGAGAAGUUGAAGUAGAAGAAGUGGGUGAAGAAAAUGAAGCAAACCAAGUAGAAGAAGCAGACGAGGCAGACGAAGCAGACGAAGCAGACGAAGCAGACGAAGCAAACGAAGCAGACGAGGCAAACGAAUUGGAAAGGCCGCGAACCUCCAGAUGUAACAGAAACAUUAAGCUGUUUUGCAAAAUGAACAAGAAAUAUGUAUACCUUAAACAGGAGGAUUACAUGUCAUAUAAGUACAAAAGGAGGAAGCGGAAAAGAAGAAAACGAUUCGAUCGCGUUUUGAAUUCCAUUUCAAAGUCGAUAAGACACAUGAUUAAACGUGUGAACAAAACAUAUACUAAAAUGAAAUCACAAUUCAAAAGCGCCUUCCCAAAUUUAAAUGUUAAACGUUGCCUGUACGUUUUCAUAAUAUAUUUGUUAAUAAACGUAGCACUGUUUAUUUUUUCCGUAUUUGUGUACUUUUUUUUAUAUAUUUAUUUUAUCCCACAGAAUAAAUAUGUAUAUCCAGUAGAAUUUACCUUAGCUCAAAGUCCCAUAGAAGAUUAUUUAAAGAAAAAACCUUACGAAUAUAUGACAGGUUCCUCGGGGAAUACCAUGCAUAGCAACGUUAAUAAAUCAGAAGAAAUCUUUUUAAAUCAUUUAAAAUCAUUUAAAAAAGAAAUUUUAAGCAGUAUAGAAAAAAAGGAUACAUGCUGUUGCUCGGGGAACUGGAAUAACAUGAUGUUAAAGGGGCAUUAUCCCUUUCAGAAUAUAAAAGAAAAUUACAUAAAUUAUGAAAAAUUACACAAUUUUGACAAAGGAAUGGAGCACAUAUUUUUGCAAAAUAAUGUAUUAACAGGUCAGGUAAAUUUUCAAAAAUGUUCAGAUAAAAAAAAAUCAUAUAAUAAUAAUCACAGUGUUUUCCAUUUUUUCAUUCCCUUUUUGAAAAAUCAAGAAAGUGGUGAGCUUAAAAUAAAAAAAGGAUAUAAAGUAGACAUAUUUCUCAACUUUUCUUAUAUGAAUAAUGACUACAACGAUAAAUUUAAUUUCAUUCAAUUACAAACAGAAAUUUUUGACAAAAGUGAUCAUGCCCUUUUGAGAAAUGAAAAGUUGCACUUUAAUAAUAAAAAUUACGAUUUUAUAAACAAAUUGUAUUUAUUUUUUAACACUCCAUUCUACUUGUUCAACAUUUUCAAUCGAAAAACAACAGAAAUACACCUAGUAGACGAUUACAAAUAUGCAUCACAUUUUGGAAAAAUUAACAUACAUAUAUAUCCACCUAUACAAAUAUAUGAAGCAUAUAUAGUCAUCCUUGUCUACGUCAAUUUUGUUUACUACUACAUGUAUAACUAUCCUUUUCUAUUUUUUUAUGUGUUUGUUUUUGUGCUGAGUUCCUUGUUCAUUUUUUUAAAUACUCUCACCUUUGCUUUUUGGGCACUCUACCAAUAUAUGAUAAGUUGUUAA